Trichobilharzia szidati is the source of this 3405-nucleotide messenger RNA. The record is from the annotation of a GenBank genome assembly. Lineage: Eukaryota; Metazoa; Platyhelminthes; Trematoda; Strigeidida; Schistosomatidae.
CGUUGGUUCAAAACUAAAAGUAAUGUGUUUGAUGUUUUAAAUGAGCCAACAAAGUGGGCACCACAGAAGCAAAAGUCAAACUAAAAAGAAUUACGAUUCCAAAUUGCAGAAGGACAAUCAUAAAAGCCAUACUAAGUUAAAAGUUUUAAAUAAUUCUUCUCGAAAAGUUUCUUCGAAGGAAGAAAUAUACAGCAAAAGUGAUAAAGACGACAAACAGUAUGCUAUACAUUAUGGUAUUCGUCAGCCUACUGAGAACACUGAAGUAGUAUCACGAAAGUCAAAGGAGCGGCACUCAGGACAAGUUAAUAAAAACCCGAAAUUGUUAACUAAUAUAAAACACACAAAUUUGAAUCCAUCGAAAAGGAAUUCAACUGUAUCUACCCAUGAUUCAAGUCAGAAUGCUCACUCUGCAAUUAGUAAACGAUCAAAAGCAGUUGAGAGAGUAAAACACUCGGAUAGAAAUGGUCUGCAGUCUGAUAAUGAAAGAAAUAAUUUACUUUCAUCGGUUGAAUUCUAUCAUGAAAAACAAGAAGGUUCUGUUGAUUAUCAAGACAAUAAAAUCAAGCAGGAAAAUGAUGACACUUUUUCAGAUCAGUCUGUUGGCGAAGAAAUUCAUUCUACUAGAGAAUCAGACCAUUAUUCCAGUGAUUUUGAUAAUGAAGAGGACCCUUCAGUUUCAUCUCAGGUGCCAAAAAUUGAGACAAAAACUUCAAGUACUGAAUAUAAGUCCAACACUGAUGCUGACAAAAUAUCAUCAGAAUUCGAACCUCUUAUAUCAGGGAUUUGUGAAUCAGUUUCAACAAUGCAACGUAACGAUUACGUUGUUCCUGCCCAUCGACACACUGUUUGGAACGACGGCAAAAACAAUAAUGUUAUAAACUUUGAACAGUCAAACAGAUUAUUAAUGCAUCAACAUAUAAGUUCACGUGUAAAACGAAGGGCUAAAGAUCUAUCAAAACUAAUAGAUCUGUCUUUAGAUGAAUUAAUACAUGUAUUUGAGCUAAAACCCAUGGAUCAAUAUGAAUUUCAUAUGCUUCAUUCAAACGAACAUAAAAAUCGAAGUCAUUGCCAAGUUCAAACAAACGAUGACGCUUUAGACCGAGAAGUACAAACUGAACCAAUUGAUAUUUGUUCUGGUGUGUGGACUCAGCAACCACCUGAUGAAAAUGGCGAUGUCUUUGGCCGAGACAGUAGCAACAAUAAUUUCUCCACAAACGUAUUUUAUGAUUCAUGUUUCCUCAGUGAUCGAAACAGUGAAUCGAGUCAAAUAAUGCUAGAUGAACUAGCUAGAGAGCUUUGUUUAGGAAUUAAUGCUUCUAAUGGUACUAAUAUGCAGAGUACUGAUUUAUCAGUGCAUACUCAUAACUUAACUGCAAAUUCUGAGUUGGAAAUGACAAAUAAAUCUGAUCACUUACCCAGUAGUUUUGCAGAAUAUGUUCAUUUGAUACUGGAUAUACUUGAAGAAGAAAACUCAUAUUCCCCGAAGAAAAGUGCAAAAAACGGUAAAGAAUUGGAAAUGAAUGGGAGCUUUGUAGAAAUUUCCUUUAGACCAACAGCGGAUCACUCUUCAGAGGAAUAUAAUGGUAUUAAUUCAGUUGGUGAUUGUCAGAAUGGAACUUACGAUAAGGACACUUAUCCGACGAAUUUGAAUGGAUUCAGCAAGUACCAUAAUAUAUCCUCUUUUUGGGAUCAUUAUGAAUGUAUCGCAUGUGAAUGUGCACCCCAAAACCAAUCAGUUAUCAUGACUAUUCAUCGACCAAUAGAACUCAAUCAAGGAAAAGAAGAUUUGAAGAAUCCUUUUAAUUAUCAAAGAAGGGCUGGUGAAUUUAUAUGUAUUUGGACAGCUAUCGGUCUGAAACAAUUACCCGAUCGUCUGCUUUACUGUCCAGGCUUAUCUGAAACGGGUUUAAAAGGCGCCAAUUUAAAUUGUGCAAUGUUUAGUCCAGAUACAGAUGCAAGUUUGGUGAUUGCUGGUUUAUUUAAUGGGAGCUUAUCAAUUUGGGAUUUGUAUAAUUAUUCAAGUGAAAUACUAAAGAAACCAACAAAUUUCAUGUUCGACUACGGCAAAGCCGUUAACGACAUUGGUGACUGCAUGAAUUUCCCAGAUUCGCCUGUUAUAUUACCACCAACGUACAUAACUUCAGCUGUAGAAGUUCCAAAUAUGCAUGAUCCUAAAUUAGCAGAUAAACAUUGUACAAAACUGCAAAAUCACUUCAACCCGAUUAUCUCAAUCAAAGCUGCCGAAGUUCAUCAGCAACAUUUCAGUCGAGUGGGAGUAAAAGAAUCUUCGAAAGCUGUCGAUAAAUUUCAAUUUGUUGUGCUAGACGAAGUUGGUAAUCUGAGUUUGUGGUUAGUUCUAACAAAUCGGAAACGUGGACUACAAAAUCCUGUUGAAAUUCUUGUUGGUUCACAAACAGAUUUUGGGCUAUCCCCAGGAACUGGUCAAAUACACUUAGUGCGUUUAUUAUUCAUUGAGAAUAAAUUAACACACCAUAUUCCAGAUUAUUUAAAAGAAGAUCGGAUGAAUCAUCAACAUGAUACACAAAGUGUGGACGGAUUAUAUCAAUUUGAUAAAAUAAUAGCAACUUGUCUAUCCGUUACUCAACAUGGAACUUUCUUGAUCGGUUGUAGCAAUGGAAAAAUUAUACAUCGUGGACGGUUGUCUAAUCGAACGGUUCAUCCCAAGUUGUUUUCAAGGCCGACGAGUUGUUCCGCUGUACAGACAAUAGCUGGUCAUCCAAAUGAGUCACUGCAUUUGUUUCUUGCAGGUUACACAGAUGGCAAAAUUUGUCUCUACAAGACAAAUCAUGCGCAACCGGUACUUGAAUGGGAUAUUAUCUCAUCAUUAAACCCCUCUGAAAGAAGAACAAAACAGGAAGGUGACACAUCGGCAUCAACAGCUCAAUUUACAGACCUAUGUAAUCAACUGCUUCCCGGUGUACAUAAACUAUUAUGGUCGAAUACGCACUGUUCCGUAUUUUUUAGUCUGGACUCAUUUAAUCAAAUCUUGAUGUGGGAUAUUACAAAUGUAUCGAAUUCACCGAACAGUUUUACGCUUCUAAACAAAAGUAAUUUUUAUUUAAUCAAUGAAGAUCAAAUGCAGGUGAACUCGAAUGAGAAGAGCAUUUUAUCAAAUCAGAUUAGUGACAUUUGCCUAAGUGUACUGCCUAAUAUGAAUAAUACCACUGAAGCUCUAUUGCCAUCAACAAGAGUGAGACGAAAUUACACACCUUAUAUAAUUCUUGUUUAUCCACACAAAAUCAACUUAUACCAGAUCAAUUCACUUCGGAUGAAUGAGACAGUGAAUGAUAUCUCUUCACUAAUGAAGAUAAUAAAUGGAUUUAAUGAUAUCACUUAGCUUUAUUUUGAUCAGCCAUGACUGAUUUUUGUUUUUUCAUUCGGUUG